Messenger RNA from Megalops cyprinoides (Indo-Pacific tarpon), 1111 nucleotides. RefSeq names its product pyridoxal phosphate phosphatase-like. The record is from RefSeq and is a predicted model, not a curated record. Gene Ontology annotation, cellular component: cytoplasm. Bases 25 to 963 code for a protein of 312 amino acids. Lineage: Eukaryota; Metazoa; Chordata; Actinopteri; Elopiformes; Megalopidae. Gene Ontology annotation, molecular function: phosphatase activity. The transcript has 2 exons.
CAGACACAUAACGCUUCAUUUGGGAUGGCAGGCGCUGUUAGUAGCAGAGGUUGCCGGAGGCUGAGGAGCUCUCAGAUAAGAGACCUCCUUGACACAAAACACUGUGUGCUUUUCGAUUGCGAUGGAGUGAUUUGGAACGGCGAGAAAGCGGUGGUGGGCGCGCCGGAGGUGGUGAGUUUAUUGAAAAAACGAGGCAAAAACGUAUUUUUCGUCACCAAUAAUUGCACGCGACCACGGGAGAGCUACGUACAGAAGUUUUCCAGACUGGGCUUCAAAGACGUCGGCCAGAACGAGAUCCUGAGUUCGGCUUACUGCUCAGCUCUUUACCUGAGAGACGUGGCCAAAGUGCAAGGCAAGGUGUUUGUCAUCGGGGGCGACGGAAUGUACAAGGAGCUGAGGCAAGCUGGCAUACCCUUUGUGGGGGGAGAGUCUGAUGCUGCCGGCGUGACCAUAUCGGACUGUCCUUUAGAUUCGGAUAUCAAGGCGGUCCUGGUUGGAUAUGAUGAUAAGCUAAAUUUUAUGAAACUGGCCAAAGCUUGCUGCUAUUUGCGGAAUCCUGAGUGCCUGUUUUUGGCCACAGACACCGACCCGUGGCACCCGCUUCGAGAGGGGAGGGUCAUACCAGGUUCCGGAAGCCUCACUGCAGCCCUGGAGACCGCGACUGACCGUAAGGCCACGGUCAUCGGGAAACCAAGCCGCUUCAUGUUCGAGUGCAUUGCCAGCCAGUUUGCAGUUGACCCUGCCAGAUCCCUCAUGGUGGGGGACCGUCUGAAAACGGACAUCCUGUUCGGGGCCAGCUGUGGCGUGGACACCGUCCUCACCCUGACUGGGGUGUCCACUCUGGAGGAAGCGCGGAGUUACAGGGACAGCUACGCCCCCGAGGAACAGGCAUUCGUGCCAGACUAUGUGGUAGACACCAUCGCUGACUUUCUGCCUGCUCUGGAAGAUGGCGGGACACUCUGAUAUCAUUGCACCGUGGCAGAUAAGGACCCAUCUCCAGCUGCAGCAUUAAGAGCACCUCCAGCCAAGCACAGCCUCUGCACCCUGUCUCCGUGGCAGGACUGGAUCUCACCACCGUUCUCCUCCUCGGCAUCCCCUGAUAACCAUGGCA